Oppiella nova is the source of this 1182-nucleotide messenger RNA. NCBI's taxonomy places the organism in Eukaryota, Metazoa, Arthropoda, Arachnida, Sarcoptiformes, Oppiidae. The record is from the annotation of a GenBank genome assembly.
CAGAGUUUGUGUUGUUUUUGAUGACAUCUGCGACCACUUGUCUACAGAAGAAGUGAUGUCGGGUCCCAAUGUUGUCGAUAAGGCGAAGAUGGUCUUCCACUACGUGGCGAAGAUCGCCGCCCGUCCGCCCAAUAGCGCCGACACUCAGGACUCGAACCGAGAGAUGAAAGUGUGUUUCCGCCACUCGAAGCACUCCAUCAAAUGUGAUGCCAACGCGCCGUGUCUUGAGUGUGACAGCGGUCUUAAGCUGUAUUCCUACGAACAGUGUCGGCGCCAUCUCGACGUCGUUCGCUCGGAGAAGCGCUUCGAGAGCAUAGAAGUGGACCGAAGCGAGAAUAUGAUCGAAAAGCUGUCGGACAUCGACGACAACGGCCGAAAGGUGGCGCUCGUGUUGGACGCGAUUCUGGCCAAAGAGGAGGCGCUGUUGAAGGCGUUGGCCGACAGACAGCCUUUGGACGAAGCGAUCAACUGUUCGCUGAAAGAGAUCUCGAGGAAUGGUCUCAAGAGUCAGAAACGAGUGGAAGAGUUGUGCGAACGGCUGGACGCGUGUCACCGACUGCUCGAGACGAUUGGCGCCAACACUGCGCUCGUGGCGACCAAUCAGACGACCGGGAACGCCCACUUCACUCAACUCUGCGCCCAAAUGGAGGGCAUUGGGGGUCACGUGACGGACGCGACGGCCGCCGCCAAGGAUUGGCGCUCUGAUUGGACGGCGGCGCAGGAGAGCGCGCGCGAGCACCGGGAGGCGGCGUUGGCGGAGGCGCGCGACACGCGGACGGCAGUGACGGGCGUGGAGGCGGCGCUGGAGCGGCAGUUGGUUUCGUUGCGCGAAUCGGUGCGCGAGGAGUGCGAGAGCGCGCGCCGGCAUUUGGCGGACUGCGAGACGGCGUUGCGCGCGCAGGUGUUGGCGGCCAUCGGCGGCGUGCGCGAGGAGGUGCGCGCGGUGGGCGCCGCCUCCGCAGUGGUGGCCUCCGAGCUGAAGGAGUCGUUGCCCGAGAAGCUGAUGGACGUCUUCGGCGGUAUUCUUAUGCUUUCGGCCGACAGUUCGCGUCGAAUGGACGACACGUCUGAACACGUGAUCAACAGUUUGUAAAUAAAAGCUUUUUAUUCAAAACCUUUGAGUCGCUGAGAGCUCGAGCGCACGACUCGACCGCCGCUCGACACGACUCGAGUUUCUCCCGG